UCUGGGCCACAACUAAGCCGCUUCCACUUCCCUCCCGCGGGACGGGGUGGCCGGGCCGGGCUGAGGUCUGCAGGGCAGCGCUGCUCACGCCCGGAAGCUGGGCACCGACUCGGCCGGCCUAACCGGAAACCGGAGGCAGGGAAGCCUGAGGCCGGAGACCUCGAGGAAAAGCGACCCAGGAGUUCUCUCAGAAACAAGGAGACCUAAAACAAAACAACCCAAAAAACCACAAGAAGACCUGUGGUCCCUCCCUUCCGCAGCACAUAUACUGAAAAAAAAAAACGAGACCCAACGCCUGACACCGGCGACGGCCCCGCCCCCUCCAGGUUCCACCCGGCGGAGAUCUGGAGCUUCGGGCCAGGACAUGAGCAGCUUUGGUGUGCCACAUCCUGCCAUAGACCUGAAGAAGACUGACCGAUCGGGGACCAACACCUCUAAAACCGUGAACCAAAACGCCUGAGUCUCAUAGAGAAAGGAUGGAAGCUGUGUGACCCAGGGAAGAAAUAGCGAGCCUACUCCUGAUUGGAAGGUAGACCCAGAAGGUCCGCCUUCUGCCGUUGCCAGGCAACAAGUGUAAACAGCACAGAAUCAUGGCCACUAACUACAGUGCCCACCAGUAUGAAAAAGCUUUCUCACCCAAGUAUCUGCAGAACUGGUCUCCUGCCAAGCCAAUAAAAGAGAGCAUCUCUUCCCAUGAAGGCUACACUCAGAUUAUCGCCAAUGAUCGUGGUCAUCUGUUGCCUUCUGUGCCCCAUUCCAAGGCAAGUCCUUGGGGUUCCUUCAUGGGCACCUGGCAAAUGCCUCUGAAGAUACCCCCUGCUCGGGUGACCUUGACUGCCCGGACAACUGCUGGUGGUGCCUCAAUUACCAAGUGGAUACAGAAAAAUCCUGAUUUACUCAAGGCCUCUAAUGGGCUGCGCACUGAAAUCUUAGGCAAGCCCCAUGAUCCAGAUAGUCAGAAGAAACUCAGGAAGUCUACCACAAAGAUGGUACAACAAGCACUGUGUCCAACCAUAAUUCCAAGCUCCCCAACUGCUAAUCCUGAUUCCCUAGAUGAAUCCCGAAGUUCACACCCCUCUGCAGGUCAUACUCCAGGCCCCCAAAUCCCAUGCAACUCUUUUGAAAGCCCAUUGGGAAGCCCUGUGUGCCUGGACACAGGUCCUAAUCCAGCUGAUUCUGCAAACCUGGAACUUGAGAGGGGAUCGAGGGUCCACACUGAGAAAGUCUGUCCAGUCUGAACUGAAGUAAACAUGAUCCCUUGGCAGAAAUGUGAAACAAAUUAUGGGGUGAAUAAAGGCAAAUUUGGACAACAAA
Molecule: messenger RNA, 1314 nt
Organism: Heterocephalus glaber (naked mole-rat)
Lineage: Eukaryota; Metazoa; Chordata; Mammalia; Rodentia; Bathyergidae
Gene: Cfap126
Product: cilia and flagella associated protein 126
Biological process (GO): cilium organization
Cellular component (GO): ciliary basal body
Source: RefSeq, a predicted model, not a curated record